Molecule: messenger RNA, 475 nt
Organism: Ictalurus punctatus (channel catfish)
Lineage: Eukaryota; Metazoa; Chordata; Actinopteri; Siluriformes; Ictaluridae
Gene: fxyd2
Product: FXYD domain containing ion transport regulator 2
Exons: 6
Coding region: 101-280 (59 amino acids)
Biological process (GO): regulation of sodium ion transmembrane transporter activity
Cellular component (GO): membrane
Molecular function (GO): sodium channel regulator activity
Source: RefSeq, a predicted model, not a curated record
UCACACUCCCGCUUUCAGAGAGUUUCACAGACAUUACUCGUGCACUCCUUCACACACCUUUGAUUCAAUUCAGUGCAGCGUCCGACGUUGAUCCUGAAGCAUGGGGCAAGAAACACCUGACUCGGAUGAUGACUUCUUCUAUGACUACGAGGUGAUCAGAAGAGGAGGGCUGAUCUUCGCUGCUGUUCUGUUCUGUCUGGGCAUGGCAAUCAUAUUUAGCAAAAAGCUCACCUGUGGGAAAAGACAAAACACAAAGCCUGUGAAUCUGGACGAACUUUAACUCCGGACUCAUUGAAAGCCAGCAUCCCAUCAUCCAUUGCCCAAUCCUGUCACUAAUAAGGACCAAUCCUGCAUCAAUGGAAAAUGGAAAAUUUUUCUAAUUAAAAAAAAAAAAAGGCCUUCUUUUGUAUUAAUUGAAGUCAGAAAAUGCUUUGCUAGCUGGUGUGUCCAAUAAAGAAUGCGCAAUAUUACCAUA